AAAUAUCUCACGAGCCUUGGUCGCCUCCAGUUUCCCUUCCCUGUCUCCAAUCUCUCUUGACCUACCGCCGUCGCCUCUUGGUUAUUGAUGUUGCCGCUCCGAUGAAGAUCACCGUGCCGCUGUUGCUUAGAUCCCUGGAGAGAAGGGGAACAGUAGCUGCGCCAGGCGGCAUGCCUCGUCCGAGCCGCGUGGUGGCCGACACAUCGGCGGUUUCAUAGCCGGUCCUGGGCGGUGCCUCGUCAGCGUCGUGGAUGGCUUGGGCAGCGCCUUGGCAUCCAAGAGGGGCGAAGUGAGCUGACCAGCAUGCGUGGGGUGCAAAGGCCACGAGCAGGAAGGAGAUGCGUUGGAGGUGAUGGAGGAGGAAGUUGGAGGCGGCAUCAGCGUCCAUGGCGACGCCGCUACGGGACCCCCUGCCUACCUCGGCAUGCCUAGUCCGUGCCACAUGGUGGCCGAGAUGCGGCCGCCCAUGCUCUGUCGGUGCCGUCUCAUCCUCUUCAUCAAGAGGAGGCAUCUCUGUCGGACCACGCCUCCCCAUCUACUGCACUCUAAUGGUGGAUGAGGCCGAGGUGAGCAUCAUGACGAUGAGCAGGCCUGUGGCUGAUACAGAGAGCUCCUCGAACGGGAAGUAGCAGUGCUAGAGGAACUCGAAGAUGAGCAGGUUUCGAAGUCAUGCCUUCGCCUUACUGUUGUGCUGAUACUGGAUGCCACAUUGAGGAAUAUUGGGAUCACAACUUAACUUAAAUUAGCAAUAUAGUGUCAAUGGGCGUCAUCUGAACCUAAUGAGAUGUUGUUUACUGAAGAACAACCCCUUGCUACUUGCACAGUGAAUUCAUGGCCAAGAUGGACGGAUUUCUAUUGUGUGGGCUGGAGGUUCUUGAUGUAGGGCACGAACACCAACUAAGCUUCCAUUCUGGUAAAAUGUGGAAAUUAGCAAGCACACUACAGUUGGUGCAUGGAUGACCAAGUUUACUUAUUACUUUAUGAAGAUGAUGAUUCCUAAAUGGAAUUAGGAGCUAGGUCUAGCAUGUUGAUUGUGCUUCAAGGUUGAAAGAUGAGAAGAAGUACUAUCUUGCCUACCCGAAAUUAACAUGAGCUUAGUCUGAAUGUCGAAGAAAUACUGGAAUGUAGGAUGGAGAGGUUAGCAUGCUUACUCCAAGUAAUAAUUUCAGAACUACUGUGUUUUAGUAAUGUAUUUAGCUAAACCUUUCAUUCGGCACAUCCAUAACUCAACCAGUUUAUGCAUGAUGAUUUAGGGCAUAUUUGUUUCCAAAGCAAACAAACUACUGGUCUUCGUUAGGUAAGGAUAGGUGUUUGGUACCAAAACAAAAAUUAACUUUGUCAGGCUAAUGAGCAUGCAUGGCUAGAGAAUCUUGGCACACUGGGAAAACAAUGUAAUGCUACAGCAUGUCAACAUCAUGUUCUGAACCAUUUUUAGUGGCUGAGAGAAGAAACAAUUAUCUAGGCUCAUAAGAAAGAGCUUUUAUUUCAGGCCAUUGUUUCGAUGAGCUGAUGAACACACCACCUGGGUGUCUAAUUUUAUAUGAGCCAGGGAAAGCAAUUUUAUACCUAACAGCUCUCCCCUGAUUUGGGUCUUUGCUGGCCGUUCGAUCUUGCUCAUUUCAGUCAACUAUGCCAGUUUGGUCGUCCGAUCCUUGCAUUGCGUUAUCAACUUGCCUAUUUUAUUCUCCUCACUUUGUCAUGGAUUAACAACAUAUUACUAAUUUUGUGUAUUGAACUAACCAAUUUAACAAUCAAAAUUGCUGGCCUUGCAUCAACUGUUGUUGUUCUGCUAGCCAUAGGCUGCCCCUUGGGAUCAUAAUUCUAAGCUUGGACCAUGUGCCCACCUUAACCAAUGCAACUUGAUGACUCUGUGUGGUUGCUAGGGGCACAGGUUGUGCUGAUAAAAGUCCAUGAACUUUUUGAUAAGCAUCAUUAUUUUCAAUUUGAUCUAUUGUUUUCUAGCUUUUUUGUGUAUCAACUUCCAUGUAUGGUACUGUUUGUCAAGCAUUACUAUUGUUCUCACUUAGAUUUUCUUCUUCUUUUUUGCUACUUUAAAUUUAGAUGCUCAAGAAAUUUGGUAAGCGUCAUAGUGGUUUGGGCCUUGGUGCUACAUGAGACACAAGCACCUUCAAAGUACAUGCGUGUAUUUAUGGAUAUUAGUGCUUUUGCUCAUUCUAAUUUUUUUACUUAAGGUGGUUACACUUUCUUACAUUUUUUUAUGAAAGAGAGUGAAUUCAGUCAUGAACAUGCAUUGAUAUAUUUAUUGUUAGUUUAUCUUCGUGUUAUCGGUAUGCUUUGGAUGGCUGCAACCUGAACUAAUUAUAUCACUAUUCCCAUCUUACUUAGUGGCAUUGCUAUGCUUCACAGUAUACAAUGUUUUGCAUGCCAGUACAAUUCGUAAGUGGUUUUUCGUAUUUAGGUGUUAUUAAUAUGGUGAGUGAUUGAAGGGGAGGCAUGAGGAGAAGAGCAGUCCAAAGGGCGGAUGGAGCAUGCCACUUGUUGAUGUUAGUUUCCAUUUCCGGAAAGAACAAAUUUUCUAUGAUUUGAGUGUAUGCUGAUGUGUGAAAGUCAAUCAUUUGAAUUCCCAACUAGACUAUUGUGUGUUCAAUAUUUUAUUGUGCAUUGACAAAAUGUUUCGGUGCCCGUGUGCACAAGUUAAUUUUUGAAAUAGAUGAAAGGACAACACGGCAUAAGGGAGUUUGCCCUUUAGGAAGAUUCUUGUUUGCUGUUGUGAUUAAAAUUAGGAAAUUUAUAUACCUAUAGCUGGAUAGUUGCUCAAGCUAAAAUUUUAUGUAGCAUGUAACAUCUGAACUCUAUUUGUGGUAAUAAUUUUCCUAUUGUCAAAGGCCAUGUUUGAUCUCCAAAUGUGUUUUGGGUUUUAGUUCAGGAAGGUGACACCAAUUAUGUGUUUGAUCUCCAAACAUGUUUGAACAUAAUUAAGUCAAGGAAUCUUCACGGUAAAGUUGUAUGUCAUAUACCUUGCGCCAUUUGGCUUUGUGUUGCUCGAAUAAGACAACAAAAUAUGCAUGCUACCCUAACUGGUAGCUAAAACCCACUUUUACUAGCAAAGUCAAAUAUUUUCAAAACACUUUGGGUUUGACAUGGUCUUUGCGCUUGCUCAAACAUAAAGUCAUUGAAAAAUGCAAAUAUUUUCAACAUGCUCAUGGUAUCAAAUCGCACUCUGCGCCAUUUUGCUUAGAGAUAAACUAAAAUGUGUGCGCGCAUCAUCAUAGACAACAAUCUUCAUUGUUUUUAAUUAAAGGAGGUAAAUUUUGUUAUCAUAUGUCCUUUCCCACAACUAAACCAACUAAACACAUGGAAAAAAUAAAUCAACACACACAUGGAUUCAGCGGGUCUCUGCGCCAUAUAUUUUUACAAAAUGAAAACUAUUUACAUCGACAACAUGGUUUUAGUAGGUCUUUGCGGCAUUUGGCGCAACUGGUCAACGUAUCUGAAAAAAGAAGAAUAGAAUCCCCCUCUCGGAGUUGUAUCAUCUAUACCACUCAUCACGCAUAUGCCGAUGUAUCAUUUAUACCACUCAUCACGCAUUGCCAGGCCACAAUCCGAAGACAGGGAGGAAGCGAAAAACCCACCACCACACGAACGGAUCCGCCUCCCCCACCAUUGUCGUUUUUAACGCCACCCACUCCCCCUCCGGCUCCGCUCGCCUCCCAACGCUGAACCGAACCCACACACCGCCAUCGCCACGCCCUCUGCCUCGCCGGAGAAGAGAAGAGAAGAGAGGGAGAGGGAUUUCGGAUCCCUCGCGGCAGUCCCAACUGGAGCUUCACCCUCUCCCCUUUUGGGCCGUUGAAAGUCAUCACGGCUAGCGUUGCAGCCUUCCGGCGCGGCCACGCUGCUGCGCAGGUGGAGCCAACGGCCACCAUCGCUUCCUCCAGCCCCGCCUCGCACGGCGGCCGCGGGGCCCUCCCGUCCGCCGGCGGCAGCCCAUCUGACCUCCUCUUCCUCGCGGGCGGCGGUCGCCUCUGAGCCUCUCGCCCGCCCACUAACCAAAUCCCACCCUAACCAUCAUCCGCUGACUGACUGACCGACUGGCUCACUCUCCGAGAGAGAAACAGAGGAGUACAACCAACAGAGUGGGAGACUUUUCUUUGUAAGACGUUGGAGAUGAAGCUGACGAUUAAGAGGGUACCCACCGUCGUGUCCAACUACCAGGAAGACGCUGGCGAGCGGCCACGCGGAGGGUGUGGGAGGAACUGCCUCGGACAUUGCUGCCUGCCUGUUUCUGAGCUUCCUGUCUAUGCUUUCAAGGCGAAUCCAACAAAGCUGCCUUUACAGGAGGAUGCUGUUCCUACUGAUUUCUUCAUCAAUCUCCUCCUUGGGCAGUGGGAGGACAGGAUGACCCAAGGCUUAUUUCGAUAUGAUGUCACUGCAUGUGAGACCAAGGUGAUCCCUGGCAACCUUGGUUUCGUUGCCCAACUAAAUGAAGGGCGCCACCUCAAGAAACGUCCUACAGAGUUCCGUGUGGAUCGUGUGCUUCAACCAUUUGACUCUGCCAAGUUCAAUUUCACCAAAGUUGGCCAGGAGGAGGUGCUCUUCCAAUUUGAGAACAGUGGUAGUGAUGACAGCUACUUCCUGAGGAGUGCCGCAGUCACUGUUGCUGAUCGUGCUCCUAAUGUUGUGGCAAUCAAUGUGAGCCCAAUUGAAUAUGGCCAUGUUCUUCUUAUUCCCCGGGUCCUGGACCAUCUGCCUCAGAGGAUUGACCAAGAGAGCUUCUUGCUAGCACUGCACAUGGCGGCUGAGGCAGCUAGCCCAUACUUCAGGCUUGGUUACAAUAGUUUGGGUGCCUUUGCAACUAUCAACCACCUCCACUUUCAGGCAUACUACUUGACAGUGCCUUUUCCUGUCGAGAAGGCAGCUACCCAGAGGAUUCCCCUUGCUGAGGGCGGGAUAAAGAGUGGAGUGAAGGUGUCGAAGCUAAUGAACUACCCCGUGAGAGGGCUGGUUUUUGAGAAAGGCUACACCCUGAAUGAUCUGGCCAAUGUGGUUUCCAGUGCUUGCAUUUGGCUGCAGGACAACAAUGUGCCUUACAAUGUGCUCAUUUCAGACUCUGGCAGGAAGAUCUUCCUCUUUCCCCAGUGCUAUGCUGAGAAGCAGGCUCUGGGCGAUGUGAGUCAGGAACUGCUGGACACACAGGUGAACCCUGCUGUUUGGGAGAUCAGUGGCCACAUUGUACUGAAACGUAGGGAUGACUACGAGGAGGCAUCAGAAGCUUCGGCAUGGAGACUCCUCGCCGUGGUCUCUCUGUCGGAAGCACGCUUUGAGGAAGUGAAGGCCUACAUCUUUGAUGCUGCUUGUUUGGUUCAGUCCCAGGUGGAGGAGGAAAUUGAUGAUGCCAUUUAUGCACCUGUCCCGGUUGGCCCUUCAGCUGUUGGGGAGGGCUGCCUCGUAAUUCCGUGAGACGAUGAUUCAAAAGGUUAUGCCCUAGUAAGUGCCGAGGUCUUCAUCGUCGUCAUCUCAGUCAGUCAUUGGUCGCCUAGCUUCGCAAUAGUUGUGGUUGCUGGUCUUAAUAAAAAUCCAUGUGAUCGAACUGCCUGGUGUACUCACUCUUGUUUAUUGUUGUUAUCUGUUUCUCUCCUGUGGAGAGCAGUACUCUGCAAAUAUUUCCCAGAGCAUCAUGUGCUCUCUUUCUGUGGCUCAUGUACUCUUUCUGUUGCUUGGCACCGACUUAAAUAUGAACAUAACAUUGUUAGUA
This is a messenger RNA of Triticum aestivum (bread wheat), 5716 nucleotides long. Its product is annotated as GDP-L-galactose phosphorylase 2. NCBI's taxonomy places the organism in Eukaryota, Viridiplantae, Streptophyta, Magnoliopsida, Poales, Poaceae. Gene Ontology annotation, molecular function: GDP-D-glucose phosphorylase activity. Gene Ontology annotation, cellular component: cytoplasm. Bases 4129 to 5421 code for a protein of 430 amino acids. Gene Ontology annotation, biological process: glucose metabolic process. The transcript has 11 exons. The record is from RefSeq and is a predicted model, not a curated record.